Messenger RNA from Penicillium diatomitis, 1230 nucleotides. RefSeq lists its product as uncharacterized. Bases 1 to 1230 code for a protein of 409 amino acids. The record is from RefSeq and is a predicted model, not a curated record. The transcript is spliced from 2 exons. NCBI's taxonomy places the organism in Eukaryota, Fungi, Ascomycota, Eurotiomycetes, Eurotiales, Aspergillaceae.
AUGACAAUCACCAAUUUGGAACAAGACCUGGCGCCUGUGCUGCGGUCAGGAAGAAAGAAAGUGCCUGCGGUCUGGAUGAGAGCAGGGACAUCAAAGGGUCUUUUCUUCCACGCGAAGGAUCUUCCCGUCUCAUCAAGAUCUCUGGAGUCGAUUCUGCUCUCGGCAAUGGGCUCUGCGCAGGCCAACUCAAGACAAGUGAAUGGCGUUGGUGGUGCAACCUCGACCACGUCCAAAGUGGCCAUUGUUGCCAAGUCAAAGCGGCCACACAUCGACGUCGACUAUACGUUCGUGCAAGUUGCUCCAGAUCAGCCCAAGCUCGACAUGACUGGCAAUUGUGGCAAUAUCGCGUCAGGUGUUGGACCCUUCAGUCUGGACGAGGGGCUUGUAAAGGCCCGUCCAGGGCAAUCCGAGAUCAACAUUCGCAUAUUCAACACCAAUACAGAGCAAGUGGUUGUCGAGACUGUUCAGGUAGCUCCAGAUGGAAGCUCCCGCGAAGACGGAGAUUAUGAGCUUGCCGGUGUACCUGGUACUGCGAGUCCAAUCAAACUUGCCUUUGUAAAGCCACAAGGAAGCAUGACUGGGACGAUGUUCCCGUGUGGUCUCAAACAACGACUUCUGAGAGUGGAUUCACCAUUAUGGGGAAUCUUCUCGGUACGGGUCAGCCUGGUCGAUGCCGCCAACCCCUUCGUUCUCGUUGAUGCGUCUUCUCUGCCCGUUUCCAAGCAGACCCUUCAACAAGACGUUCAUGAGAGUGGCCUGCUCGCUAUGGUGGAAGACAUACGACGCGAGGGUGCUGUGCAAUUUGGCCUCGCGACGGACGUACUCGCGGCGAGUAUGAUACGGGGAACACCCAAGAUCGCCUUCUUGUCAGCACCAUCUGCUGAAGAUGCGAAUGAUGCAGACAUUGAAGUUCUCUCAUUUUCUAUGGGGAAAGCGCAUCCAAGUCUGCAAUUAACUGGCGCCGUUUGCAUUGCAGCUGCGAUGGCAAUUCCAGGCACUGUUGCAUGGGAUCUGGCACGAGGAAAAAGCCUUGCAGAUGUUCCCAAACAUGGCAUGUCCGUUGCGAAUCAGGAGAUUGCCUCGCCUGUACCUGUCGGUAUCCGGCAUCCCUCGGGCAUCAUACAUACGGAAACCGUGCUCGAGGUGGAUCACACAGGCGACGCACGUGUAGAGCGAGUUGCUGUGAUGCGAACGGCACGUCGGCUGUUUGAGGGCAAUGUAUAUUACUGA